Messenger RNA from Ilyonectria robusta, 2466 nucleotides. RefSeq lists its product as uncharacterized. The transcript is spliced from 5 exons. The record is from RefSeq and is a predicted model, not a curated record. Gene Ontology annotation, molecular function: RNA polymerase II cis-regulatory region sequence-specific DNA binding; zinc ion binding; DNA-binding transcription factor activity, RNA polymerase II-specific. Gene Ontology annotation, cellular component: chromatin. Lineage: Eukaryota; Fungi; Ascomycota; Sordariomycetes; Hypocreales; Nectriaceae. The coding region runs from base 1 to 2466 and encodes 821 amino acids. Gene Ontology annotation, biological process: regulation of transcription by RNA polymerase II; DNA-templated transcription.
AUGACUCCCAGCGCCGCGCAACCCGAGCUGUCCUGUGGCACUUGCAACAGCACCUUUAAGCGUCCCGAGCACUACCAACGACAUCUCCGCACACAUACUAAAGAGAAACCCUUUACAUGUUCUGAGUGCGGACAGAGCUUUGGACGACGCUGCCAUCGACAUCAUUACGAGUGUUACUACGAUCCCCUAUCAAAGCGCAAGUCUUCUUCCGACGGCGUCUCGGACAAGGCCUCGGACAAGCGACUCAAGAAUACCCAUCUCUCGCCCCAAUCGCCGCCAACGACGGUUCAUCAGGAGAACUCCAACUCCUACGAUAUUGUUCAGGUAGUAAACGAGCUGCCGCCAUCGCGGUUUCCAUUCCAGGAACCAGAAGCGGAAACAGAGGCAGAAGCCCAAGAGGCGGGACAAGGCCAACAAGAAGAUCAACUGGCGGAUCAACGCUCCCAUCUGUCGGCAGUGGCAGCGCCCCUUGCCUCUAUGUCUGAGUUUGAAACGCUUCAACCGGACGCGCUGCUCGAAAUGGGCGACAUCUUGGCCGGCUUUGAUCCAACUGGGCCUAUGUCAACACCCUCCCUGUUGUUCAAAGACAUGUUCGAUACCGAUAAUUGGCUUAUUAAGCCCUCGCUUUUGCAGUACGAGCCCGGCUUCGAGUCGAUCAACGACCUCUGGCUAGAAUCACUUGACUUUAGACCACCCCAAGCUAUCGCUCCUAUCACUCCCGUGUCCGACAUGGAUCCGUCAGCUGUCGCAGAGCUCUACAGCCGCAGCCACUCUCCAGCCAUCGACAAGGAUGCCGUUGAACCGAGGCAAUACCAUCCAGUUUCGAUCGAGGUCGAUGCUCAGCUCGUCUUUCCUGACCUGUCAGAUCUCUCCGUGGAAGAUAUCGAUCAAGAAAACCUUGCGCACGUGGACGAGGUCCCUGAUGACGUUGGUGAGAAGGUAUCUCGGUAUGCGCUUCGGAUGCAGCAUGGCCCAAACUACCCGCGAUUUGUCCAUUUACGUAUUCCACCAACGCCAGUUCUAAAUGCUUGGGUGCAGCUCUACUUUGAAUUUUUCCAUCCUGUGUUUCCCAUCCUUCACAAACCCUCAUUGUCCGGUUCGAGGACGCAUUGGCUACUGAUUUUCACCGUCGCAGCCAUCGGCGCUCACUUUUCCGGUCUCAAAGAUGCACACACAUGUUCCAAUGCUAUGCAUGAGCUGAUCCGUCGGCAAACUUCAACUAUGUGCGAGCAACAGAACCAAAACGGCCGUGAACUGUGGAUGACGCAAAUCAUUCUUUUAAAUAACCUAGGCUUGGCCUAUGCCGGUAACCGAAGGACCCUCGAGGUUGCCGAAAUUUUACAGUCGGUGCCUGUGACCCUUGGUCGCCGGAAACGGCUCUUCACCGACAUGUUCCCCAUGCAGAAGUUCUCACAGCUUCAGUUGCCCCUCUCGCAAAAGUGGCAGAUUUGGCUGCUCGACGAGGAACGCCGGCGUACGGGCUUCGCCAUUUGGCUUCUAGACUCCUCCUUCAAAAGUCAUUUCGACCUCAGCCGCCUAAUGACUCUGUCCGAGUUACAAAUCUCACUUCCACAACUGGACGGUCGUUGGGGUGCAUCCACUGCUCAAAGCUGGGCUAGUUACCCAACUACUUUAGGCCCUGGAGACUCUAGCACAAUGGAGCGGGUGAUUAUCGAGAACGCCUGGAAGACUGCCUGGGCCAAGACGAACACAAUUGGGAAGCAGGUGAUGCUUCAACAUCUCUCCGAUGUCAUCAACGACGAGGCCGCCAGCCAUCCUGGAAUGCCACGAUUUUCCAACGACGAAAAGAUGCUGGCAGAAGCAUCAUUGAGGGCGCUUCUGGCCAUGACAGAGAAUGAGCAGCUGGAACAGCCCAUAGAUGAGCUUAAGGCUGCAACAACCCACCAGCUCAUGGCUCUGACAGCCUUGAUGAUCCACAAUGCCCCAAAGUGCAGUCUAACUCCCAUCGUGGUGAACUUCAUCUACGGCAAAGCCGGGGACGAAUCACUGGCCCAUAUGGCAAAGCAGUGGCGAGACACAGCCGCCCAGGGAAGGUUGGCAUGCUUCUAUGCGGCGCGUGUGCUACAGGCGGUCAAAUCAAACAACUGCACCCACUUUGGAACCCCGGUGUCUCUGCUCAAGGCCGUCUUCAUCCUGUGGAUAUACUCGAUGCUCGCAGAUCGCUUUCAGGACGGCUUUUUAUCCCCGCGCCCGGCUCCCACUGUGGUCCUGGGGCCGAAGGCUUUGGCUGGUAUGGAAAUGACUGACUGGGUUGAGUCCGGGUGGAACCGAGUUAAGUUGCCAGGCAUCAGCAACCUUCUCUGCUCCGAGGGCCGGCGCAAGUUAUUAGAUGAGUCUGUUAUUCUGAUGCGGUCCCUUAAGGCAUGGGGCAUUAGUUCAACAUACGCCCACCUUCUCACGCGUCUCCAAGAUAGCCAGACAUCUGUAUCUGCGGGAAACAUAUGA